AUCUACCUUGCUACUACAGCACCAGUGUUUGUGUGCAAGCAACUCACUUUCUCCCUUCGAGCGGAUUUGUUGAGCGACCCGUCGGAUUGCGCUCUGAUUGGUCGGCCCCUCCUCGUCGAGCGACGCGUCACCCCAGUUUGCGCUACCGUCACGCGAACCCCAGUCCCUCCCCAGUAGAGCAGCAGUGCAUUAGGAUGCUGGAGCGAAGCGGCAGCAGCGGCUCAUCUGUACCACAAGUCUGAGUGGGAUGGAGACACUGUGUGAGAUGUAAAUGGAGCAGCAGCAGUGUCACCAGGAGAAACUGGACAUCCAUGAAGUACUUUUCAUUAAAACGCAAGCAGCAUCCCUUCUCUCUAAAGUAAUCCAUUACUGACAAUUAAUGUCAGACUGCAAGCCGGAGCAGCUUAAUGCUGCCUCACUGCGUGAAACACCUCUAAUGGAAAGAAAGCCUUAUAAGAUCCAGCUCAUCAAAAUACACCUAAAUGCAGCAUAAUGCCUUCAAAAGUGUCAUGUUUAUACCUGUUGACAGUGGUCUGCUGGGCAAGUGCUCUGUGGUACUUGAGUAUAUCUCGCCCAACGGCCACGUAUGUCAGCCAAAUGUCUAUGCCUUUACGGAAGACUGUGAAACCUCCAAAAAACAUCACCUUCACCAACAUCCGCACCCGCCCCCUUAACCCACAUGCCUUCGAGUUCGUCAUCAACGAGCCCAAGAAGUGCGAGAGCGUCACACCCUUCCUGGUCAUCCUCAUCAGCACCACGCACAAGGAGUUCGACGCGAGGCAGGCCAUCCGAGAGACCUGGGGGGACGAGAGCACCUACAGCGACAUCCGCAUCCUCACCGUCUUUCUGCUGGGCAAGAACACGGACGACGUGCUGAACCAGAUGGUGGAGCAGGAGAGUCAGAUCUUCCACGACAUCGUGGUGGAGAACUUUAUAGACUCCUACCACAAUCUCACCCUCAAGACCAUGAUGGGAAUGCGCUGGGUGGCUACCUUCUGCCCCAAAGCGCAGUAUAUCAUGAAGACGGACAGCGACAUCUUCGUGAACAUGGACAAUCUGAUCUACAAGCUCCUGAAGCCUGCCACCAAGCCAAGAAGGAGAUAUUUUACCGGUUACGUGAUCAACGGCGGCCCCAUCAGGGAUAUGCGCAGCAAGUGGUACAUGUCCAGAGACUUGUAUCCUGAAAGUAAAUACCCACCUUUCUGCUCGGGCACCGGCUACGUCUUCUCAGCGGACGUGGCCGACCUAAUCUACAAGACUUCAUUACACACAAGACUGUUGCAUCUGGAGGAUGUGUAUGUGGGACUGUGUUUGCGGAAGCUCGGUAUACACCCCUAUCAGAACAGUGGUUUCAAUCACUGGAAAAUGGCCUACAGUCUCUGCAGAUACAGGCGGGUUAUCACCGUCCACCAGAUCUCCCCCGAGGAGAUGCACCGAAUUUGGAACGACAUGUCCAGCAAGAAACACCUGAGAUGUUAAGGGGACAGCAACAACUUUUAUUAUUUUUAUUUAUUUUAUUUUAUUCCUUUUUCAAAUGUUAUCACACCGGAUAAUGUAUAAACUGCGAGGGCUGCUGCGAGUCUCUAUUACACGACAGAUGUUUUCAUUACCAUCCAUCUACUGUAUGUCUGUUUCUGCUGAUUACACCUCAUGAUUGUUAAUGAAUGAGCGGUGUGCUCUCAUGCAUAGCUAAAACGCAGCGUUGUUACUGAGAGUAACUCUGUUGAUGUAUUCCAGGUCCAGUUCAUGUACUCUUCAUAGGUAUUAAGUCAUUCAGCAUUAGGUAUUAAGUAGUACCAGCGAACCUUUGCUCUGCUGACGUGUCCUCGAGCAAGACACUGAAUGGCUGCAGACCCCGCAGAUCUUCCUGCAGGAGUGAAAGCCAAAAGAAAAGAAUGUGUAGGAGUCAGUGCAGCAUUAAAUUACUAUUAUAAGUAGUAUUUAUCAUUUAAAAAUGAAAGAAGAGUUCCUGAACAAUUUUCGAAUGCAAAUGGAAUUCGAAUCAAAAAAGCAAACCGGAUUCGUCUUUGAUAUACAACUACAUACACGCUCGUGCUGCUCUUCUGUCAGUCAAAGCUUUCUAUCUAAUCAAUCUCCAAACCAACUUGAAAAGAUAAUUUGGUGUCAUACCAAAUAUUUUAUUUUUCAAUUUUGCACAGUAGAUUGUAGCCACAUAGCUAAAUUCACCAGAUGUUCUUUUAUUAUGAACUUGCCUUUUAUCUGCAUAUUGUGUUCUCUGAAAACACUGUGUGUACACUUUUGGUUUUCCCCACCAUGUGACAUUUUCACACUUGAGUUAAUUACGUGUCUCUGCUACCAGCCUCUCAUUACUGCAGCGGCUGCUCUCGUACAUAUGUACAUCAGCAGCUAUUUCAGCUCAUCAACUCCACACAUCAAGAGAAGUACAGUAUCAUGUGGUGCGAGCGUCGGUUUAAUUGUAGCUAACCCCGUUACAGACUGGAUGUAUUGUCAUGCGUAUUUUGGCAUAUCAGUGACUGCGACAGCACUGCUACUGACAUCAUGAAAUAUGUUUUUUGUUUCUCAGAAAUGUGGCUUUCGUGGCCAAAUUUUCUUUUCUUUUAUUUUUAGACGUUUUGUAGUAUUAUAAGCUAAUGUGACAUUUACUGUGAAAGCAUCUAUCCCACCAGGGGUUGUUGUUAUAUAUUGUAUGUUUUUUAUAUUAAAAAACAGAUACUUGAAUAAUUAAAAUUAUAUUACUG
Messenger RNA from Mugil cephalus (flathead mullet), 2720 nucleotides. It is a transcript of the gene b3galt1b, whose product is annotated as UDP-Gal:betaGlcNAc beta 1,3-galactosyltransferase, polypeptide 1b. Bases 493 to 1479 code for a protein of 328 amino acids. Gene Ontology annotation, cellular component: membrane. The transcript is spliced from 2 exons. The record is from RefSeq and is a predicted model, not a curated record. Gene Ontology annotation, molecular function: N-acetyl-beta-D-glucosaminide beta-(1,3)-galactosyltransferase activity. Lineage: Eukaryota; Metazoa; Chordata; Actinopteri; Mugiliformes; Mugilidae.